CAGACAAUGGAACAUACAAGUGUGAAGCCACAAGCUACCCCCAUCAAAAUUAUACAGACGAAAAAUCAUGCCAAGUAAUAGUUUUCUUUAAACCUGCGAAUGUAGUUAUCAAAUUCUCAAAGAGCCCAGGUAUAAUUUAUGAACCAGAGACUAUAAUGUCAUCACAAACAGUAACAAGCUCGGACAUUUCUUCGACAUCUUCAGUAAAAGGACAGUCAUCACCAAGCAUGCUGCCAUCAUCGACUUUAAAGACAUCAAGCUCGAGCAUUUCUCCCACAUCUUCAGUAAACGGAAUUGUCUAUAUACCAUCAAGUGGGAACAUUUUUACUUUCCUACCUGGAUCAACUGCAAAGAUAGUGUGGACAUUUGAUGACUCUAUAUCUUCUAUAUUUUAUCGGUCAUGGGAAUUCACGAGUACAAACGCUACUCUCGGUUCAGUAGUGCUUGCUGGUAUCAAUCGUGAUGGUAGCCCUACGAUACUCGUCAGCUUUCCUGUGAUUGCAGUAGAAAAACCGUCAACAUUAAUUUUACAGAAUGUUGAUCACCGUUAUGAUGGAAAAUACAGAUUCACUGUUACAGCAUCUACAGCUAGCUCUUUGUCUGAAGUUGUCGUCUUCGUUGCAGAGAAGCCAACCGUGACUUUGGAUUGUUCCAGUCCAGUCACGCUAAAUGAAGGUGACAACUUCACGUGUCUAUGCAGAGGUGACGGUGGAAAUCCUCCUGCUAAUGUUUCCUGGUUUAAAAAUGGAGUCAAAAUUACUGAUGUUGGAAUAGAAAGGCAAACAUUGAAUAUCUCAAAUAUUAGUAGAACAGAUAAUGGAACAUACAAGUGUGAAGCCACAAGCUACCCCCAUCAAAAUUAUACAGACGAAAAAUCAUGCCAAGUAAUAGUUUUCUUUAAACCUGCGAAUGUAGUUAUCAAAUUCUCAAAGAGCCCGGGUGUAAUUUAUGAACCAUUGACUAUAAUGUCAUCACAAACAGUAACAAGCUCGGACAUUUCUCCGACAUCCUCAGUAAAAGGACAGUCAUUAUCAAGCAUGCUGCCAUCAUCGACUUUAAAGACAUCAAGCUCGAGCAUUUCUCCCACAUCUUCAGUAAAAGGAAUUGUCUAUCCACCAUCAAGUGGGAACAUUUUUACUUUCCUACCUGGAUCAACUGCAAAGAUAGUGUGGAGAUUUGAUGACUCUAUAUCUUCUAUAUUUUAUCGGUCAUGGGAAUUCACGAGUACAAACGCUACUCUCGGUUCAGUAGUGCUUGCUCGUAUCAUUCGUGAUGAUAGCCCUACGAUACUCGUUAGCUUUCCUGUGAUUGCAGUAGAAAAACCAUCAACAUUAAUUUUACAGAAUCUUGAUCGCCGUUAUGAUGGAAAAUACAGAUUCACUGUUACAGCAUCUACAGCUAGCUCUUUGUCUGAAGUUGUCGUCUUCGUUGCAGAGAAGCCAACCGUGACAUUGAAUUGUUCCAGUCCAGUCACGCUAAAUGAAGGUGAUAACUUCACGUGUCUAUGCAGAGGUGAAGGUGGAAAUCCUCCUGCUAAUGUUACCUGGUUUAAAAAUGGAGUCAAAAUUACUGAUGUUGGAAUAGAAAGACAAACAUUGAAUAUCUCAAAUAUUAGUAGAACAGACAAUGCAACAUACAAGUGUGAAGCCACAAGCUACCCCCAUCAAAAUUAUACAGACGAAAAAUCAUGCCAAGUAAUAGUUUUCUCCAAACCUUCGAAUGUAGUUAUCAAAUUCUCAAAGAGCCCAGGACCGUCAUUAUCAAGCAUGCUGCCAUCAACGACUUUAAAGACAUCAAGCUCGAGCAUUUCUCUCACAUCUUCAGUAAGAGGACAGUCAUCAUCAAUCAUGCUGCCAUCGAUAUCAUCGACUAUAAAGACAUCAAGCUUGAGCAUUUCUCCCACACCUUCAGUAAAAGGUAACACUGCAACAAGGCAUGAUGUCUUAUUAUGCACAUCAACAAACGGAAUCACAGCGAUCUUUAUUGCCAAUUCAAAAAUGGAUGUUUUUCUUGGAAUAACGCGUUAUGAAGAACGGAGACGGAGUCAAGUUUUUGAUGAAUAUCAAAAUCAUUGGCUUGUGAUUUAUAAUGCAUGAUUGAUGUUUUAAAAUCGUUCUCGUCCAUGUUAUUUGAAAAGAUGCACGCGCAGAGAACAUUUUUCUUAAGCAAAGAAAAAUGUUCUUGUGCAAACUCUAGAAAACAAAAUCUCGCUUAGAACUUAAUUUCUUAAAAUAAGAAAUAUUUAUCACUCAAAAUCCUAGAUUUGAUACAACUGAUGAGAAUUAUUUUUUCCUAAUGUUGGAAAAAUUAUUCUUCAAUCUUUAAAUGAGCCGGAAUAAUAUCUUGAUGUACGAAAUGGGCAAUUUCUACCAGAUAUAGUGGAGCAACGUCCCCCCACCUUAAUUCCCUGAAAUUAGCAAUUUUUAGCAAAUAAUUUUGAAAGCAAUUAAGUAAAGAGAAGUUAAUCGGUUAACUAGAGCCGGCAUCAAGGAAUCAAAGGUAAAGUUUUUUUGUUUUAUUGCUUUCCAACGGCUAAAUCAAGUGCUUUACAUAUGCAGACUGUUAUGUUUACUGCCUUGAAUUUCGAGUUCCACUGCCUUUACUAUUUAUGAAUGCACGUGCAACUCGUGAAACUCUCAGAGAAUUUUAGUUAUCAGGGAAUUCUAGGCUUCGACUAAAGCCGACGGCAUGCUCAGGCUGUGUGGUUACCAACGCGGAAGUGAAAUAAAGGAUCAUACUAGUCGGAGGCACAUUUGAUCGGUUUCAGGCUGAGAAAAUUUGUUUGUAAAAG
This is a messenger RNA of Dendronephthya gigantea, 2791 nucleotides long. RefSeq names its product titin-like. Gene Ontology annotation, cellular component: cell-cell junction. Gene Ontology annotation, molecular function: cell adhesion molecule binding. NCBI's taxonomy places the organism in Eukaryota, Metazoa, Cnidaria, Anthozoa, Malacalcyonacea, Nephtheidae. The record is from RefSeq and is a predicted model, not a curated record. The coding region runs from base 156 to 2096 and encodes 646 amino acids. The transcript is spliced from 12 exons. Gene Ontology annotation, biological process: cell-cell adhesion.